Messenger RNA from Pochonia chlamydosporia 170, 402 nucleotides. RefSeq lists its product as hypothetical. The transcript has a single exon. Bases 1 to 402 code for a protein of 133 amino acids. Lineage: Eukaryota; Fungi; Ascomycota; Sordariomycetes; Hypocreales; Clavicipitaceae. The record is from RefSeq and is a predicted model, not a curated record.
AUGGAUUCAUGCAGCCUCGUACACAACACGAGACACCAGGCUCAUUGCCUUGUUUCCUCAGCUGUUUCUCAGCUUGCUGCGGUAGUUUGCCCCUUACAAGACAUACACAAUCCCCCUUACGCCAAUGGAGCUAUCGAGCCUGGCGUCGAUCUGCUCAAACUCUACUGUCACCUAUCACAAUCGAUCGAACUGUGGUUGGAUCAACACCAGGGUUUAACCUUUCUUUCCGACACGCAAAUCAGGAUUGGCCCCUGGCCUAGGUAUCAAGCAAACUUUUUGCACCACGAGAUGAACUUUGUAUCCAGUCAGCAAGGCUCAUGCUAUAAUUCUCGUGCCUGCGUUAAAGCCCCAGUGCAAUUUUUUGUUAGACCGGCGCUAGAUUGUCCUUUGCUGUCGUCAUGA